UUUCAUUCCAAGCCGUGAUUGAACGGUAUGAUCCCAAAGCCAUCUACAAAAGAAGGAAUUUAGAGUUCUAGAAUCUUGCUAUGAAGAAAUGUAUAUGUCAAAUUUGUUCCUGUGGGUACGUAUACAUUUUAUCCAGUUUAAAAAUGUUUCUUAUAUAAAAUUUCAUCAAGUCUUUAUACUGUACACUAUAUGACCGGCUUAUAUAAACAUAUAUUGAAUUUCUAACAUACCGUAUCAUAAAUACAAGUUUAUAUACAUAUAGCUGUACAAAGUUACGUUCAUUCCAUCCGAUUUUUCAAAAAAGUUUCAAUUAGCCUGUUUGUUACAUUCUGGAGCGACUGGCCAAAUUUUCAUGAACACUCUUUCGACAUGUGGCUUCCUAAUAGGAUUUUCUUACUAAUCUUUACAAAUUAUUCCUGGCGUCUGCGUCUUAAAGCUGUUUGCGUUUAUACAACAAAGUUUGGCAUGUUUAAACUGUUCUGGUUGUAGUUAAGCAAGUGCUAUCUAGAAAGAGAAGACGGGACUUUGGUUAUCUAAUGAUCAUUACAAAUCUUGAAAUGAAUCUGAAUUCUAAAUGAAUUCGGAUUUCGCAGCCGUAGAUGUCGUAGAUAGUGCUCUUCGCGCGCACAACUGGACGAUGAACACAGCUGGAUUGCUUGGUCUUGAGCCACAAUUUUGUCAACUACAAAUGGAACGGACAAAUGUAUAAAUGAAUGUAUAUUGCCACUCCAAAUUAGACUUAGACCCGUAUUCUAAAAGCUCACUCACAGUGGAGGUUCAAUACUUCAAUCUGAGCUUCUCAUGAGUGCUGUUUUUGAAUAGCUGGAGGGUGAGUACUGAGUAGUCACAUAGUACGCUACGACACUAACUCUCCAGCUAUUCAAAAACAGCAAUGACACUCGAGAGAAGUUCAGAUUGAACUUCCACUCAUUGAGCGUGAGUGAGCUUUUAGAACACGGGCGUUAGUUUCCCGUCCUCGGCCCGCGUCUCCUAGAACUGGCCGUAUGAUUUGUCCAUUAUUGCUAACUCGUUUCCAUUAUUUGACCUUUGUGAGAGGGUCUUAAUGGGGGUCUUUGGGUGUCAGUUGUCAGCUAAAAUUUAAGCCAAUUGUCAGUUGUCAGUGCGAUAUAUUGCAAGCUGUCAGUAGUCAGUUACUGCAAAAUGCUGACUUAUAAUUUUUUUCAUCAUUUCUCAGUAGUCAGUUAGGAUAUUUUGUCAGUUGUCAGUCAAAAAUUCAGGCAAAUGUCAGUAGUCAGUUAAUUAACCCCAUUCAGACCCUCUUGUGACUAAGAAGAACGAAAAUUCACAGUUUUCGAAUAAUCUGUCGUUCAAGAAAUACAUAUUUAUAAUGUAAUACUUAAAAAUCGAAAUAAAAUUGUUGACUUAACUUUUAUGAAAGAGCGUGAAUUGUUGUUUUUGUUCGUUUUUACUACAGUAACCGCCGAGCUAGACCCUUCCGUUACACGUUUUGAUUUUCGAACGUAAUAAAAGGAUGAGAUUGAUUAAUAUCCUGGCUUUCAUUUCUGCAUACAAAAAAUCCAAGACAUUCCGUAGAAACGCUGAAUGGAUAUUUAGAACUUGUAUCUAUUUCAUGGAACGAAUGGGUUGUGGAAAUUUGAUUAUAGGGUCGGACAGGAAACUAAGUAGUCUAAUUUGGAGUGGCCUAAAUAACAUAUUUGGAACCGUGCUAAAAUUUGCAAGAACACCGUGUACCAUUUUAGGUAUCGGGUUCCGAAACCAACCAGAUUUGUAGAAUUAGGUCUAAUAACUCACAUUUCAAUUUUAUUUCUACGAUGAGUUCUUGAAUAAACCUACUAUAGAGUCGUACACACAUAUAAAAACACACAAGUUGUAACAAACCUGCAGCAGAUUUGUAGCAAUGCUGUUCCAACAACUUGUCAACAGGAUGUGUUCGCACUGCUUGUUUCCAGCUUGUUCACAGGUUGUCAACAGCUUGUUGACAACUUGCUACAAGGUUGUCAAGCUCAACAGACUUGUUACAAGUUGUUCCAACAACUUUUUAUCGUUCUGCAAUUCAACAAUUUGUCAACAAGUUGUGAGUAACAACUUGAUGAAAUAACAGCAUUGUUACAACUUGUUGACAAGCUUGCUACAAGCCUGUUGCGAACACAUCUUGUUGACAAGUUGCGAGAUUUACACGUGUGUAUAGUCUUAGAAACGGAUGGUUAACAAAAUCUUUGCUGGUUUGAUAAUUAGUUUGUCAACAUAGACAAAAAAUACGAAAAAAAAUCGGUUUAUGGGUUCAAAAAAAACACAUUUGACAUUGCGAACUUUCAAGAAGAUGUUAGACAUAAAUUGUUCCAUUGCCAAUUGUGCUAAUCUAUAGCUAUAGGCUAUAUAGCCUUUAAUACUGCUUCUGAACAGUUCUCUGAUUCUGAGUCGGAUGUCCGUUUGACGGAUGAUCUGUAUUCACGGAUCGAGGUGAUCAGAAUCUAUAGUACACAUCGAGCCAAGAUUCCAAGAAUUACUUAAUAUGCUAUAAGUAGAUUUAAAGAUUUUUAAAAAUCCCACGAGAGUUUAACACAAAGGGAAUGGAGGUCAAAUAAUGAGUUUCAAUCUGUUGAAAUGAAGCCAAAAAAUUAUUGUCCCAAACGGGAAUAAACCUAGACUGGCUAGAACUAGAACAACCUCGGCGCUCUGACCACUGAACGGUGAAAUGAACAUAACUCGUAUAACUGGGACGCUAUACCUGCAACCGAAAAUUUCAGUGAAGUCAAACUUGAAGGGCUGCCCCAGUCUUUUCACGCAUGCGAAGAUGUCAACACGACUGAUGUAUUCUUGAAAACAGGCUUACAAUUUACAUAAAAAGCUUAAAUUUUUACAGUUUCGAAGCCUUAUAUUAAUGCAUUUAUUGAGGUAAAAAUUCGUGCAUUAUUUUCAGAUUUUUCUUAUUUUCCCCCAAUAAUUGUUUAUUGAAAGGGCAUGCAUGCUUGCCCCCCGAACCUGGUCUCGUGGGAGAAUUUGCGAGGUAUACGCCCGUAUUCUAAACGCUCACUCACACUCAAUGAGUGGAGGUUCAAUCUGAGCUUCCCUUGAGUGUCAAUGCUGUUUUUGAAUAGCUGGAGAGUUAGUGUCGUACCUUACUAUGUGACUACUCACCCUCCAGCUAUUAAAAAACAGCACUGACACUAAAGGGAAGCUCAGAUUGAACCUCCACUCAUUGAGUGUAAGUGAGCUUUUAGAAUACGGCGAUAGUCACGCGGAUCUUGACACCAAGCUUACGGGUCGAAAGCUAUGCAAUAAUGCAUAGAUAUACGUCUUGUUUCCACAGACCAAGACUUGCAUAAAACAAAACUAUUAUAACUGUAUACUAAGAAAUUCUUUCAUUUUUUCCAGCCGUCAUCGCUGCCCGCACACGUUAGGGCAACAAAACAGAGUCAUCAACAAAGACGCCAUAAACAAGUGCAAUGUGACUGAAUACAGAGGACGUUUUGAUGAAGUCGCACCCAAGAGAGGUCCAUUCCUGAGACCGACGGAUCAAAUACGGUACGAAGGUCCGACUAGCACCCAGACCACGAACGCGACGUCCUAUGUCACGCAUGUAGUAAAAGUCCCCAAACCAAAGGAGCCCGAGAAGUUCGUCCCCAAUCCACAUCGCUUCAAUGCGGUCUCAGAACACCAUGAACACUACAGGAAACUGAAUGGCAUUCCCGCUAGAAUUCCGCCAUAUUUGAAAACCACAACCAUGCGAAAACCUUCGGCAAGGGUGGAAUAUAUUUCUACUAAACAAGAUGAUUUUAAGCCCUGGACUUCGCCGGCGAGAGUUCAAGCUGUUCACAGAGAACAGCCCUAUCGGCCACCCAGUAAGCCUUUUCAGGAAACCUCGCUACACAGACAGGAUUUCACACGUUUUUAUCAACUGCCAAACCCCAGCGCAAGACAGCCGGAUAAGCUGAAUUUUGGGAAAGAAGUUGAUUUUCAAACUACAACUCAGACUUAUCAUAAGGCGCUCAAGGUAUGGACUAAUUAUCUAAUUCUGAAUAAUUCCUAAGCAAUUUUACCAAUCAGAAACAUGCAUUUAAUCACGAGGUAUCCUAUCCGAACACAUGAUGUGAAAUUAUUUUAAUUGAAAAAGUAAGAAAUGAACGAAAAUUUAAAUAUUGUUCAUCGUCGUCCAAUUCACUGCAGGAUUCAGCUGAAAUAAGACCUACAUAAAUGAGCUCAUAGAUCGCUAAUAAAUAAGACCACUCUCUUUAUUAAUUUUAAUCGUAAAUACAUAAAAGCAUUUGGACAUAUUAAGACCAAUCCAAGAAAGACAACAAUAGCUGAACAAUGGUAUUUAAAGACACAGACACACAUUACCACCAAGGCCGGAUUUUGGUGGAAAUAGUGGAGGAGGUGGAAAAUAAUUUAGGGAAGGUGCAGCUAGUAGCUCACGACCUCCAUGUCAACAAUGUGACGUGUGCAUGUAGUGUACAUACAGCUAUUUCAAUUAAGGUUGUCCACGAGCAAAGCGGAAAAGUCGGAUACGAGCGCGAAAGCUGCUGGGAAUCGCUUUGAAAAUUCAUUAAUUUGUUAGCGAUUCCCAGCAGUCCUUCGCGGCGCUCGUAUUCGACUUUUCCGCUUUGCUCGUGGACAACCUUAAUUGAAAUGGCUGUAUGUAUCAGUGUAUUAAUGAAUUAAUUAUGAGUGUCCAACCCAUCUGGCAAUUUUGCCCUUCAUUACAAUUACUACGGCAAAGUUUCUUUCAAAACAUUACAUUAAAGUAAAAGGAUACUUGACACAGAGACGAAUGGCUAUAUCACUGUUUCAAUUUUACAGAAAAACUUUCUUACGAAGUGUAGACCCUAAGCAACCAAAAAAAUGUCAAAUUUUCAUUUUGAUCCAUCAUUGACAAGGGGAGGUGCAUGACUUUUCAGGGGAGGUGCAAAAAUUCUCAAAGGAGGCGCAAAACGAUCUCGGGGGAGGUGCGCACCUCGAGAACCUCUCAAAAUCCGGCCAUACGUUAACACACUGAUAUAUUUGAACAAAUAUUAACACGAAAAAUGCAUCAACAAGUUGGAUUGUAGCAAUGACACUUGGACUACAUCUUCCGCAGGCCAUACAGCCCGUAAUGAGUAUGCCGGUUCGCAGGUUUAAAUUUGGAAUUUGAGACGAAGGCUUGCGUAGCUGUAAGUUUCCGUUCGUUUCCCACCAAUUUUAUUUUUUUUGAAAGGCCUGCGGAGGAGGUAGACACUUGGAUGUCUUCCAAGUUCGCAUUCGAUUGACGUCAAAGGUAGAUUCAAGUUUGGAAAGGUAGUUUUGAAUUGUGUUUGAAAGAGGACACGGAGAGAAAAAGAGAAAAAACAUAUCCUGGAACAACUAACGACAUUAGAGAACAGCAGAGAACAUGCCGGAACUAUUAAUUCAGUGAUAGCAAGUUAAUAUGUUCCAUGGGGAUAGAUUUUCUUUCGCAAAAAAAGUGAACAUCUUAUUUUCUACUUUAUAGGCGUCCCCGAGAAAACCUAUUGAGAGACAGCCAGAAAUGGAGGCCUUGCCAAAAACAGCGUUCACAAGUACGUCUGUUUUCAAGGCUGAUUUUGUUGACCACAAAGCGAUCAAAUCCGCCCAUAUGUUUAAACCGGAAAGCCAUUUAUUUCGAACCAAUGAGACGAUGGAACGACAGACUACGCAAGCUGAUUCGUUCAAAGUUUGGCCAACAACAUCACGUCAACGCAAAGCCCCGGAUGUGUACAAGAAACCCGAAGGCGAAAUCGAGAUCAAGCCGAUAUCACGUGAUUAUUCAAAUCACGGAGGGCUGGGAAUUCCCGCCAAAUCUGCACGACCUCGUACCAAGCUGCAACGCGGCCGGGAGUUUCCGUUCAACUCGACCACCAGCUAUUCAAUGGAAUUUCAGAAACACAUCAAUCCGCAGAGAGCUACCUUAAGACAAAAUGGACGAGAUGGUAACGAUAUCUUUCCGAAGUCCACCGAAGGUUCCGAAGCGGUUGCGGUAACCUCCGAGUUUUUGGAUAAAUACAAAAGGCAUCAGGCCCCCCCGGCGAGGAUGUUUAAAGACAAUAGUACACUUUUCAAAACAUCAGCAAGUUUUGUAGAUACUUCGCUCUACAAAGACCAGUUCAGGGGGGAGCGGAUAGAAUGUCCGACGGAAAGUUUAUUACGUAAUGAUAAAGCUGGUUUGUUUACCUUUGAUCGUGUGAACGAGGAAGGUCACAAGGUCUACGAGAUUAGCCCUCGGAGAUCCGAACCUCUCCGGCGGGAAGUGACAGUUGUAUGAAGGCAGUAACCUUGUCCCCAGGACUUUCUGGAGGGCGCGAGGCGGGGGGAGUGACAGUGACCUCUAUAUGUAUACCUGGAGUAAGAACUCGAGUCCAAAAAGUCCAUCCAAUUUUUUAUUGUUUUUGUCUGCGCGAUCAACACGAAGUUCCAAGGAGUAUAUCAAAAUUUCGUAUUUUGACCUCGAUUUAAAAAGACAAAUAUUGUGGUUUAUUGAACUGAUAACUUGUUUAGUGAUACAGUCCAUUAAUAUGGGAACUGAAAUGCAAUUACUCAAUUAGCUGGGACUAACUGGGACUGAAAAGAUCAUUGAUUAAAACUGUGUACGACCGAUUUUGGACAUCUGCAAUUUCUGCCAUAUUGGGUUCACUUUUCUUAGAGGCCGAAUGACUGACGUUCUUGCUCCAGAUAUAUAUAGAGAGGUCGCUGGGCAGAGAUAUGAGAUGUUAUCUAGUUUAAGUAGUUUUACUUUCUAUCAAUUUCUUAUGUGCAGAUAAAGAGCUAUUAUUUAGAAAUACGGUGAAUGAAGAAUUAUUAUAGUUAGGGGUUUAGAAAUAUAUGUAAUAAAGUAUCAAUAUCUACAAUAAGGAG
Messenger RNA from Paramuricea clavata, 6828 nucleotides. Lineage: Eukaryota; Metazoa; Cnidaria; Anthozoa; Malacalcyonacea; Plexauridae. The record is from the annotation of a GenBank genome assembly.